CACUCACCACUUUUUUUUUUUUUUGUUGAUGAAGAACAGUUGUGUUCACUUUAAACGUCCACGCGUUGAGACGUGCGAUAGUAAAGCGUGUAUUGAGAAGUUUAGUUUAUUUUAUUCACACGUUCUUCAUAAUAUUCUUGAGAGGAAAGCAAUUCGUAAAGCAGUGAGCUAUGGAUGAUCUAGAGGCUGAGCUCAAUAUCGCACAUGAUGCUCCAGAGGAUGACAGCACAAGUCAGGAACGGCUUCAAAUUCCUGUUUACAUCCAGUAUCAGACGAACGAGAAAGGUGCACCCUCAUCGAUGAACUUUCUCAAGACGAACAGAAAGUGUCUAAAGCAGAUCAGAGAUGCGAUGCUGCUUCAUAACUGGCAGGAGGCUUUGGUAUAUUACAACAAUUGCAUUCAGACAUUGGAGGCCAUGAGUGUCAUGGGACUGCAUCCAACGACUUCUGAGAUCAUGUGGAGAAUAGGCACAGAAAUUCUGCGUCAUCUCCCUAACGCCACCGCUGAAGAUUUCAAUGCUGUAUAUGAACAGUUGAAAAACAAUGGAGUCAAAAACUUCUCAAAGAUCUGUUUGGAGCAUAGCUUUCAUCUCCUGCUGAACGGGCAGAUGGAUGAAGCCAAGAGGCAGUUGUCCAUCGGACAGAGCUGGAAACAUGGCACAUUCACGAUCGCUCAGGGCGACACCAAAAAACUCAUCCAAGCCUACUGCGGUUUCCUAGAUUACUUGAUCUGGUGCAAGAAGAAGUCCUCUGUUCCUGGAACCGAUGAGAUGAGCCGUAACUGUGACAUGCACAGCUGCUUCAGACAAGCUUCUGUGACCCUGAAGGAAAUCAUCAGUCAGCCUGGAAUCUGGGACCCGUUUGUGUUGAGUUUCAUUGAUAUGCUGGAGUUUUACAACGAUGAGGACGGCGCUCUGGAGGUUCUGGAGAAUUACGCUUACAACGAGGAUUUUCCAAUCAAUCCCAACGCUCAUGUGUACCUGUACCAUUUCCUCAAGAGACACAAUGCCCCAGAAGCCAAACUCAUCGGUUCAUUAAAGGUUCUGCAAACUUUAGUCCCAAGUCAUGAACUGAUGCUGGAGCUCUGCUCUCUCCUGAAGCACACCAAGCUAAUGAGUGAUCUAGAAGAUGCUUUCUCCAUUUCAAUGGACCUUCUGGAGUUUGCCAGUUGGAAAUGUGACAUAAAGGCUUGGUCCUGUCUUCUGAAUAUUAUGAAGAUACUCAAACGGAAAAAAUGCAAGGAGACUAUAAAAAAGGAAUGGAAAUCCAGGCGACCGCUGUGGUUCCCCUUACACUUCAGAAGCUAUAUCUCCAAGAAAGACAUUGUCGAGAACAUCAGCCUUGUGAAGGUCAAGAGAGAAGUUUUGAAGAUAGUAGGUGAAAAAGAUUCACCAUACUGUAAAGUUUUUUGGAAAUCUAAGUCUAAACGUAAAACAAAGAAAUGGACAGUCUGGGAGAAUCAAUAGGAAAAGAUGGAGAGAAAGAGGAAGCUGGAGAAGAAAAAGAUGGAGGAAAGGAUGAUGGAGAAGGAAAAAGAUGGAGAAGACUAAGAAGCCUAAAUACGUUUUAUAAUAAACGUGUAAAAUAGAGACUUUUUGUUUUUAGAUUUGUUUCACUUGUCCAUGUAUGACACAAGACUCUUUGUUUACAUCAGGGGUCAGCAACCUUUUUGUCACGAAGUGCCAUUCUUUUAAGAGUUAAUCAGUGCGUCACAUGCGCGCGCCAUAGGUGCCGACCCCUGCUUGAUAUACUGAGUAGCUGCUCAUGUUGAGCUUCACUUUGAAUUAAAAUAAUAGAAAUGCA
Molecule: messenger RNA, 1803 nt
Organism: Ctenopharyngodon idella (grass carp)
Lineage: Eukaryota; Metazoa; Chordata; Actinopteri; Cypriniformes; Xenocyprididae
Product: TATA box-binding protein-associated factor RNA polymerase I subunit A-like
Exons: 10
Coding region: 171-1466 (431 amino acids)
Biological process (GO): transcription by RNA polymerase I
Cellular component (GO): RNA polymerase I transcription regulator complex
Source: RefSeq, a predicted model, not a curated record